AUGGGGCUUCGAAGGGUUGGGAAUACCUUGCCAAUAUACGAUGCUGUUGAUGAAAAUAGAUUUACACUAAAGGUUAGACAUAGUGGUAGUAUAUUACUGAGUGAGCCUGCAACAUAUGUUGGAGGUCAUGUAGAUCAUUUUGACUACAUGGAUGUUGAUGAAUGGGGGUUUAUGACUUUACAAGACAAAGUCAUAGAGUUAGGGUAUAAUAGUAGUGACUGUAAGGUAUAUACUGUAGUGGGUGAAGGUUUGAUUGAGGUGGUUUCAGACAGUGAAGCAUGGGAUUUAAUUGAUUUCAGUGAUAAGGAUAGAGAAGUAGAAGUGUGGAUAAACAUAGGAGGGUUAAAUGUUGAAGUUGAGAAUGAUUAUGAAGUGGAAGAAGAUUCUGAUUCUGAUUAUGAACAUGAGGGGGAAGAAGAAUUGAAUACUGUAGGGGAGGAAGAUGAUUUUCAGUUUGAAAAAACAGUAGAUCCCAAUGUUGAAUAUCAUGGGAUAGGACCUACCAAAACUGUCCAGGAGGGGGAAUCUGCAGGUGAUAAAAUGAAUGCUGAAGUGAACUAUUCUGAUGAUGACACACCUCAUGGAAGUGAUGAGGAAGUAGAAUGUGAUAUUUGGCCAAAGUUUAGGAAAUGUGACAGUGAUAAGCCUGUUUUUAGUGUUGGAAUGACCUUUUCCUUGAAAAGUGAUUUUAAGGAAGCCAUUAUCAAUUAUGCAUUCAAUGAAGGAAAAGAUAUAAAAUUUGAGAAGAAUGACAACGUUAGGUGUAUUGUCAAGUGUAAGCAAAGUGGAUGUCCAUGGGCAAUAACCCUAAGAUGGAUAAAGGAAGUCAAUUGUUGGAGGGUUACAGCAUUCAGAGACUGCCAUGAUGGUUGCUCUUGGGUGUGGGAGAAUCCUAGUGUAAAGUCAAGCAGAUUAGCUAAGAGAUGGAAAAAAGAAAUAAGUGGCAAUUCGACUUGGAGAGUGUCUGAGUUUAGGGAAAAAGUGGCCACUGAUGACCACUUCCAUAUAACAUCAAAGGUUGCUUAUAAGGCAAUGACAAUGGCUAGGGCUGCUAUUAGAGGUGAACUAGAGGAUUACUUUAAAAAGUUCUGGAGCUACUACCUUGAGAUUCAAAGAUCAAAUCCAAAAACAAAAUCUAUUGUCAAGAUGAGUGACUGUGUAGAGGAAGGAGAGAAAAAGAGAUUUUUAAGAUGGUAUAUAUGUUGGGAAGCCUGUAGAAAUGGGUUCCAACAUUGCAGAAAGAUUAUAGGUGUGGAUGGUUGCCACUUAAGAUCCAAGUAUGGUGGGUAUUUAUUGACAGCAACUGCUAUGGAUCCAAAUGAUGGCAUUUUUCCAAUAGCUUAUGCAAUUGUUGAGGGAGAAAACAUGAAAUCAUGGUCAUGGUUUUUUGCUUUAUUGAAGCAUGAUUUGGGCAUUGAUGUUUGUGCACAAAAUGAGUACACAUUUAUUUCAGAUAAGCAAAAGGGAUUGUUGCUUGCAUUUAGAGGUGUUUUACCAAAUGUGGUUCAUAGGUUUUGUGUAAGACAUUUAUAUGUCAACAUGAAGGUUGCAAGGUUUCAUGGGAAUGCUAUUAAGGACACACUGUGGGCAGCAGCAAGAGCCACCACAGUGAAUUCAUUUAAGGACUCAAUGAGGAAGAUGAAAGAGCUUGACAGUAAUGCCUUUGAUUGGUUGGGGGACAAACAUCCAUCUGAGUGGUCUUGGUCUCACUUCACUAGUUCUACCCUGUGUGAUAUUCUAGUUAACAAUGUGAGUGAAUGUUUCAAUGCCAUGAUAGUGAAGGCCAGGGAAUAUCCAUUGAUAAGUUGCCUUGACAUGCUUAGGACAAUAUUGAUGACAAGGUUGUUUAAAAAUAAACAAGAAGCAUCUGAAUGGACUGGAGUUAUUUGCCCUAAUAUUGUGAAGAAAAUAGCAGUUGAAGAGAAAUCUGCAGGAUCAUAUAUAUACCCUUACAGUGUGCCUUGA
Molecule: messenger RNA, 1965 nt
Organism: Ipomoea triloba (trilobed morning glory)
Lineage: Eukaryota; Viridiplantae; Streptophyta; Magnoliopsida; Solanales; Convolvulaceae
Exons: 2
Coding region: 1-1965 (654 amino acids)
Biological process (GO): DNA transposition
Molecular function (GO): transposase activity; DNA binding
Source: RefSeq, a predicted model, not a curated record